ACAAAAUAUAAGCUAAUGUUAGAAAAUUGUUUUGGAAAUUGGGAAAUUAUUAUAACAAGUACGUCUUCAAUAUAUCAAAACACUUUCUUCAGACAAACCAAAUUGUAGUGGAAUCCAAAUUAUGGCGGCCGUUCAAAAUGGGAUGAAGAAGGAAGAGCUAAAGGAUGCUAAGUUAGAAAAGCAUCAGAUAGAAAAAAAACGAAAAAAGUUGAAGCGAAAAGCUGAGACUGGCUCUUCUUCAAGCGAUUCCUCAAAAUCAGGGAAAGAGUCGCCGGAUGAAAAAGACGACAGUGAAAAGAAGAAAAAGAAAAAGAAAAAGUUGAAGAAGUCGAAGCAACCUCUUAAUGAUGAAAACUAUCCCAGAUUGCAGUCUACAGAGAACAAUUUACAGAAGCCUAUAAAAAUUGCAGAUUUACAAGAGCUUUUAUUUUGGUGUCUUGCUGACGGACAAGCGCCGUCCUGGGUUUUGGUACGAAACAAACAGCAUAUUAGGCGUGCAGUGGUUCUGCUGGUACCAGGUUUAGAGCCUUCGCAAUUUGGAUUCAAACCUGUAAAGGGUGAUAAACAUUCGUUUUUAUUACCAUCAACCUUAAAGGAUAACACACCUAGCGAACUGUCAGAGUUUGAUGACAUUUUUAAACUCGCAUGGCCCACCCGAUCUCCUGGUGAUCGCUAUCGUGUCUUCUCUCCAGUAAAUGCUUUUUUACAAUCGGUUUUAAGCAAUGAACAAAAAAAGAGGAGAGAUCGAGAAAUGAAGGCCAUGUCAAAGUCUAGUAAACCAGAGGAUUACCUCAUGUCCUACGAAUCUUUCGUAGAAGAUGAGUAUCCGUUACACCCAACGAUCAAACUUGAAUCUGAAUCCGUUGAACUUCCUGAAGGUUGGGCAGCUUCUAAAGCUGAUUUCCAUCAACGUCCACAGGAUCCAAAAAUACUAGCUAUGGAUUGUGAGAUGGUAAAGACUGAAAAUGGGUCAGAAAUUGCUCGUGUCACCAUCGUUGAUAUGAAAAAUGAAGUCUUGUAUGAUGAGCUUGUCAAGCCAGAUUUCCCAGUUACUAAUUAUGUAACUCAAUUUUCUGGUAUUACUGAGGAAAAGUUAGCUCCAGUCACCACUAGGCUAGCAGAUGUACAUGCAUAUUUUCUGGACACAAUUGAUAAUAACGUGGUUCUCCUAGGACACAGUCUCAAUUCGGAUCUGAAUUGUCUUCGGUUUGUUCAUCCUCAUAUUAUAGAUACAGCCAAUAUUUAUAAUCACACACGUGGUCCUCCUUCAAAACCAGCCCUUAAAUGGUUAGCCUCCAAAUGGUUGCAUAAGGAAAUCCAGAAGGGCGGAGCUUUAGGUCACGAUUCGGCAGAAGAUGCCGCUACUUGUGUCGAACUAUUAAAACUUAAGGUUAAAAAUGGUCCUAGCUUUGGUUUAUUUAACCAAGAUUUUGAAUCAAUUUUCCAUCGUCUUUCGCGACAACAGCCAACACCCUUAAUUGGUGCAGUCGCUGAUUAUGGAAAUCCAGAAGCUUGCAUUGGAAAAGCAGCUCACAAAAACGUAUCAUGUUCAAAUGAUGAUGAGAUUAUUAGUGCUGUUGUUACUUUAUCCGAUAUGCAUAAUUUUGUUUGGGCUCGACUAAGGGAAGUCGAACAAGUGGCCGAAUGGAAUGUUAAUAGAGCAAACCAAAAACAAAGCAACGGCACGGAUUCGGAUACAAGUGCUGGGGAGCAAGACAACGAUAAAAUAGAUUAUUCCCAAGCAUUGGCUCAUCUGAAUAGAAGAAUCCGACUUUUAUACGAUUCUCUCCCGAGCGGUACGCUAUUUAUGAUUUACACUGGAACUGGAAAUCCCAUAGAGAUGUCCAGGUUGAAUGGUGUUCGCCAGACAUUUCGAAAAGAGUAUCAGACAAAAAAAUGGGAUGAGCUAUCCGUACAGUGGACAGACGCAGAAAAUGUGAAACUAAUUAACUCUGUCGAAAGUACUCGGAAUGGUUUAUCGUUCUUCACCAUAAAAUAGAAAGAAUUUUGGAUUUGUUUGAUGGAUUGAUCGAUCGUAUAUACUAGCUUUAGUCUGUAUUGUAUAACGUCCAUAAAUAAUCUAUAUCAUACAAGGUUUUGGGUUUCAUGGCAUUUAUGGAAAGUGGAAAUUAAAUAUAUAUCUUUAUCUGUUGAAAAUAAAAAUUUAGUUGUAACACAGA
This is a messenger RNA of Schizosaccharomyces octosporus yFS286, 2180 nucleotides long. Its product is annotated as ribonuclease H70. Gene Ontology annotation, molecular function: nucleic acid binding; exonuclease activity. Gene Ontology annotation, cellular component: nucleus. The record is from RefSeq and is a predicted model, not a curated record. Lineage: Eukaryota; Fungi; Ascomycota; Schizosaccharomycetes; Schizosaccharomycetales; Schizosaccharomycetaceae. Bases 122 to 1999 code for a protein of 625 amino acids. The transcript has a single exon.